Pollicipes pollicipes is the source of this 3144-nucleotide messenger RNA. RefSeq names its product E3 ubiquitin-protein ligase SH3RF1. Bases 148 to 1398 code for a protein of 416 amino acids. Gene Ontology annotation, molecular function: protein binding; ubiquitin protein ligase activity. Gene Ontology annotation, biological process: protein ubiquitination; positive regulation of JNK cascade; positive regulation of proteasomal ubiquitin-dependent protein catabolic process. The transcript is spliced from 10 exons. The record is from RefSeq and is a predicted model, not a curated record. NCBI's taxonomy places the organism in Eukaryota, Metazoa, Arthropoda, Thecostraca, Pollicipedomorpha, Pollicipedidae.
CCUACUUUUGCGGAUGUGGUGUUGUGGGCGUGCAGUGCGGCUUUGUGAAAGUCUAAGCUGGCGGGCGCAAUGGAAGUAGUAACAGUUAACGUAUGAUUGCUGACUGUGCCAUCUUGACAAUAAGCACCAGGCGUCACGUGACCGGCCAUGGACAGCAGCCUGCUGGACGCGCUCGAGUGCGCCAUCUGCCUGAAUCAGCUGAGCGACUCGAACCGCGUGCUGCCGUGCCAGCACACCUUCUGCCUGCACUGCCUGCAGGACGUGGUGGCGUCGCGCGGCCAGCUGCACUGCCCUGAGUGCCGCACGCCCGUCACCACGCCCGUCGACCAGCUGCCGCAGAACAUCGUGCUCAUCCGGCUGCUGGAGACGCUGCGGACCAACCCGUUCACGGCGGCUCCGCCUGCACCGCCGCCGCCUGCUGCUGCCGAUGCUGCCGGCCGCCAGGCAGCGCUGGCUUCGCUGCGCGAGGCGCUCGCCGAGUUUGACCCGCUGUCGAGCAAGCCGGCACCGGCGGCGCGCGCCCAGCCGGCCGUGCCGUGCGCGCGCGCCCUCUACAGCUACGCCGGCCAGCAAGACGGUGACCUGGCCUUCAAGGAGGGAGACGUCAUUCAGCUGCGGCGCCGGAUUGACUUUGACUGGUUCGAGGGCCAGCUGGACGGCCGGGUGGGCGUGUUCCCCGUCAACCGGGUGGCAGUGCUCACGGCGCUGGCCAACCGGAUACCGCAGUGCCGCGCCCUCUCGCAGUUCACCUUUCCCGACCAGGACGGAAAGACCUACCUCAGGUUCAGCAAGGGGGAGAUAGUGACGCUGAUCAGGCCGGUGGACGCCGCCUGGGCCGAGGGCAAGCUCGGACACCGGCUCGGCCUCUUCCCGCUCACGCUGGUCGAGCUCAACAGCCCGGCCAACGCCAUGCUGCGCGCGCACGGCUGCCUGGCCUCCAGCAGCAAGUCGACAGGCGUGGUGCCACCGCUGCCGCCGCCGCUGCCGGCCCGGCCCAGCCGCGGCCAGUCGGAGCCGAGCAAGGCGCUGCGGCGGCUGACGCGGCCGGCGGCGCCGCCGUCCGAGAACCAGCACCGGCCGCUGCAGCGCGUGCGGUCCUGGGGCGCCGGCAUGCCCGCCACGCUCGCCGCCAACACCGUGAUCGCCAACCGCAAUACGAGCAGGCCGGAGAGGACCCAGUCGGAGCUGCGGCGCAACUACCGGGCGCCCACGCCGCUCGUCAUCCAGAGGUACCGCUGCACCAUGGACUACCCGCCGAGCAGCGACGUCGAGCUCGAGCUGCGCGCCAACGACAUCGUGUUCGUGCACAAAAAGCGAUCCGACGGCUGGAUGAAGGGCACCCACGAGAAGACGGGCAAGACCGGCCUCUUCCCGGCCACGUUCGUCGAGCUCUGCUGACCCCCGAGCGGUGGUAGCCGGGCUCGGCGGCGGCGGCGGCGGAUAGGCUGGCGGCGGACGGCGAGCGCCGCGGUGGCGCUUCCUUCCCGCGCAGGAUCGCGCUGGGGGCGUCAGGGGCCACGUGCCGGCCGACCGCCGCAUUUUGUACAGGUCGGGCACGUGCUUGUUUUGGACGCGUGGCUGUCGAAUGCCGCGAGUUUUUAGAGGUCUGCGCAGGUUUUAGAUCGCUACCCAAAGUGAGACGGAAUAACUGGCGGGGACUCCUGCGUUCCGCCCAUCCUUGUAUUGAUACUAGCUGCGUUUUAUCAGGCCCCACACAUUUCCUUGCGCCGGCUUGUCUAACCGUUAUCUGAUGUUACUUUUGGCACGCACGGUCUUAAGCAGUGUUGACGUCCAGCUCAAAUGGUGCCAGCUACGGAGGACGUGCUGCAACAAACAUGGACGCAGGGUCGCUCAUAAUUGGAUUGUUCUAGGGAUAGAGCAGACGACGCCAGUUACAUCUCAGCUGAAAGGCUACAAUUUGUGGGCCCUGGUGGUGCCGACCGGACGAAGACUUUUUUAACUGCAUUGGCCGUGUGUGCUCGUCACGUAUUUAUAUUUUUAGGGACAGCGAGCAGCACUGACCAGUGCAGGACAGUUGAAUCGGCUGCACUUGCAAUGCGGUGAAACAGUGGAACGAAACGGUGAAACAGUGAAAACAGUGCAAAAAGUGUCCGCAGUGAAACGGCUACAUAUGUGGGAUCGCUGGAUACCCGUAGUUAGAUUGGCUGCCAUAUGCUUUAUUAGUUGUCCGUGCUGACAUGUCGGGGGGGGGGGAGGGGGGUAUUUUCUCUGUCACGGUCAACAGCAUACCCGCGGCCUCUCGUCGCACCGGGGCGGGAAGGGUUUGGAUCAUGAAACGCUAAUGGGCCGAAGAGAUGCCGGGAGUUAGCGUCUUGCGAGUGCGGCUUCUGAGUGUUCGGAUUAGCGUUGUAAGAACGACUGUUCUGUCCAGCCCGGAGUGGUCUCCGUGGCAACAGGACAUUACAAAGCCAUUCGGAAGCGCCAGUGCCUAGAGCGUGUCACUCGCCAGAUUGAGACUUGGCAGACCAGGUUAGGAGCGGUGUUUUUCUACGGCUGAAAUGCGCUGGAUUAUUGUAGCAGACGCACGUCUCUGAUAUGCUCUCACGUGCUCGCUUCGCCAGGCCAAUUGUGUAAAACGCUAUGUUUGACAGUAAUGUACUUUACUGUAUCGCAAAUACGGUGUCGUACGGUAUUUUACGUCGUGUAAAAUACGGCCAUAGGUAACGAUAACGCCACCAAGCACAUAGGUAGUUCGAAUUUAUGUUCGGUUAGUUCCUCCCGGCGGACUCCUUCUCAAAGACGAUGUUCGUCGCAUGGUAACGUGUUCUAUAUGUAUGUGUCGACGCGCUUACUCUUUUGCAUCAUGAAGGUGUAUGAUCGCGAUGCCUUUGCGCGCUGCAGCAGAUAAUCAUAGCCUAGCCGCCUGAUGGUUGGAGGUAUUGCUGCUCAGAUGUGAACCAGGCGCCGACGGCUGCCGCGGCUCCGGAGCCGCGGACCCCCGCGCUGCCGAGGCGUGACGGCGCGCACCUGACGUGCGUCUGUGACGCGGGGCGCAAACUCCGAUAUUACCGGAUAGUUGGCCACCGCCUGGUGACGCCUGGCGACCCCCGGCGGUCCUGGGCAGGGCCGGCCGCCGGGGUGCUGUGGGACGGCGCGCCGCUGGCCGGCUGCCCGCCCAGCCCA